UUCCACAGAAGAGUUGAGUUUGGACAGUGUGUCCUUACACCCGUGACACUAUUUUGUAUAUAAUCUGUCAUAAAUAAGAUACAUAUUUACAGCUGUAAAAAUGGUCGGGGUAAAAGUAAUCGGGAAUGAUUCAGAAUUCCAACCUGAACUAGCAGACGCCGGAUCAAGGCUUGCGGUAGUGAAGUUCACAAUGGCAGGGUGUCGACCCUGUGUCAGGAUAUCACCUGCUUUCAACAUGUUGAGUAACAAAUACCCUCAUGUCAUUUUUCUCGAAGUAGAUGUACACGUCUGUCAGGCAACGGCUGCCGCCAACAACAUCUCGGCGACGCCAACGUUUUUGUUUUUCCGUAACAAAGUGCGUGUCGACCUGUAUCAGGGUGCAGAUGCCUCAGGACUAGAGGAGAAGAUCAAGCAGCAUGUAGAAAAUGACCCUGGAAGCAACGAGGACUCAGACAUUCCCAAGGGAUAUAUGGACCUGAUGCCGUUUGUGAACAAAGCUGGCUGUGAGUGUCUAAAUGAGAGUGAUGAAAGCGGCUUUGAAAACUGCUUAGUCAAGGACACCACCUACCUGGAGUCUGACUGUGAUGAACAGCUCCUAAUUACUAUGUCCUUCAACCAGCCUGUCAAGCUGUUCUCCAUGAAGCUCCUGUCCUCUGAAUUCGCCCAGGCACCAAAGUGUGUGAAGAUCUUCAUGAACCUUCCUCGCUCCAUGGACUUUGACGAUGCUGAGCGUAGCGAGGCCACACAGACCCUGGACCUGGCCGAGGAGGACUUGAAGGACGACGGACUGAUCCCACUGAGAUACGUCAAAUUCCAGAAUGUCCAGAGCGUCACCAUGUUUGUGAAGAACAACCAAGGGGAUGAAGAGACAACGAAAAUCAAUUACCUUACUUUUAUUGGGACCCCUGUACAGGCAACGAACAUGAAUGACUUCAAACGGGUUGUGGGCAAGAAAGGAGAGAGUCACUGAUAAGGAAGAGAGGAGGAGAAGACUGCCCGUAUUGCUGCGACGAUCCCUCCCAGGACUUAGCCUCUUGUCUGUCUGCCAAAGCUGCCACUGGGAGGGUUAGGGUCUGCUCCACUUUAACACAAUACAGACCAACCAAAUGUGUGUUCCAAAUCGCACCCUAAUUCCCUUUUUAAAGUACACUAUAUAUUUUUUGGGGGGGGGCCUGAUAUCCAUCCUGAAGUCUGGCUUUGAUCCAGAGGUGUCAUCAGUCAAAAGUAGUGCAUUGUAUAGGGAGUCAUUUGGGACACACGCAUCAACCUAACGUUUAUACGAGUUUGUGCUCCUCUGUUCUGCCGGUGAAAUGACCUCGGCGAGGCAACUCGCUCAAUUCAUUUAAAAAAAACAUUAAAAAAUAAAUAAAAAUGUAAUUCAGAAAAAAACAAUGUAAAUAAACACAAUCCUUUUUCAAAGGCACAUCGGUA
Messenger RNA from Oncorhynchus nerka (sockeye salmon), 1431 nucleotides. Its product is annotated as thioredoxin-like protein 1. Bases 101 to 970 code for a protein of 289 amino acids. The record is from RefSeq and is a predicted model, not a curated record. Gene Ontology annotation, molecular function: protein-disulfide reductase activity. NCBI's taxonomy places the organism in Eukaryota, Metazoa, Chordata, Actinopteri, Salmoniformes, Salmonidae. The transcript has 8 exons. Gene Ontology annotation, cellular component: cytosol.